CCAGCAAUUAGCGCACUUUUGGCCUUGCCCAACACAGGUGCUUUGUUGAUACCUGAUUACGUGAAUUAUUUUUGCGAAUUAAAAAGCCCGUCCUGCAGCCAGCGCCCCCGACAAGCAUGUUCUCGCCCACGCGUGCCCUGCGCCCCGCCCUCAGCCGCUGCUACAGCCAGAUCAAGGGCGGCCCCGUCGCCGGCCCCGGCCGGGCCAGUGCACCCGCAUCUGGAGCAGGAUCGCCGCCAGCCGCCUCGGGCCCCUCGUCGCCAGCCGUCGUGGGACUGACCAGCAACUGCGUGCGACCCAGCACCGGGCCCGUGGGACCCGGCGCCUCGGCCACCGGCGAGUACAAGGUGCCCGAGUACUACAGCUUCAACCGCUUCAGCUACGCCGAGGCAGAGGUGGAGAUGGCCAAGUACCGCUGCCCCCAGCCCUCGGCCCUCAAGUAGGCCGCAGCAAAGGCGAACAAAUCUUGUUAAUGUUAAAUAAAAGCUAGAAAAGAG
This is a messenger RNA of Drosophila biarmipes, 497 nucleotides long. RefSeq lists its product as uncharacterized. Lineage: Eukaryota; Metazoa; Arthropoda; Insecta; Diptera; Drosophilidae. Bases 117 to 443 code for a protein of 108 amino acids. The record is from RefSeq and is a predicted model, not a curated record. The transcript has a single exon. Gene Ontology annotation, cellular component: mitochondrion.